Messenger RNA from Verruconis gallopava, 1530 nucleotides. RefSeq lists its product as uncharacterized. The record is from RefSeq and is a predicted model, not a curated record. Gene Ontology annotation, molecular function: monooxygenase activity; heme binding; oxidoreductase activity, acting on paired donors, with incorporation or reduction of molecular oxygen. The coding region runs from base 1 to 1530 and encodes 509 amino acids. Lineage: Eukaryota; Fungi; Ascomycota; Dothideomycetes; Venturiales; Sympoventuriaceae. The transcript is spliced from 5 exons.
AUGAUACUCCCAUUAGGCAAUUUAAUCGGCGCUGUGACAACACUGCUCGUUCUGCGAAGCAUUGUCACAGCUUUGUACCGUUUGCUACUUCAUCCGCUGGCAAAAGUUCCCGGACCAAAAUUAGCGGCAAUAACUUGGUACUACGAGCGCUAUUUUGACAUUUAUCAUAAACAGCAGUUCUUCAAGCAAAUUGGGAAGCUUCACAAGAAAUAUGGACCUAUCGUCCGCAUUAAUCCAAAUGAAGUUCACGUUGCGGAUCCUGAAUUGAUUGAUGUAGUUUAUCCUGGAGGGUGGAAGAAAGUAAACAAAGAUCCAUAUCUAUACGUGAUUUGGCAGACCUCGUUUUUUUCGAUUGCACAUGACGAGCAUCGGAUGCGUCGAAACGCUCUGAGCCGUUACUUCUCGAAGGCCGCAGUUUCAAAAUUCGAGCGUUACAUUAGAGAAACGAGUGAGAAGCUUGCACGACGUCUACUGGAUUACCGCAAAUCAGGACCCAUCACGAUCUCUGCAGCUUAUUCGAGCUUUGCAACAGAUGUUAUUACAGAGUACAGCUUUGGAAAAAGCUUUCAUCUCCUGGAUAGAGAUCGCUUCUUGCCAAAUCUUCAAGCCGCGAAUGAUGGCUACGGUCAAAUGCUCCAUAUCCUACGAAUAUUUCCUUGGCUUUCGAUUGUGAUGACAUGGAUUCCACAAGAACGAUUACUGAAGAUGAAUCCGGGAAUGGCGGAGUGGUUGGCUCUCGAACAAACAUGCAAAGAUGCUACCGCGGAAGCCCAGGCUCGCAGGAGCUCAGAGAAACAACCAAAGGGAUACUACAACGUCGUCGACGAGUUGCUGCAAUCGAGCUUGCCAGAUUCGGAAAAGAGCUUUGAUAGGCUCUGGCUAGAGGCCGAGGGACUUGUCUCCGCGGGAACGGAGACUACUGCGUGGAAUCUAUCGUUGUGUACAUUCUAUAUAUACAACGAUCGAAGCAUCAUGCGCAAGAUGCGAGCGGAACUUUUGAGCGAAGCCCGGGAUGAGAAGUUGCCUUCUCUGGCAAGACUCGAAGCCUUGCCAUACUUUAGUGCCGUGAUUAUGGAAACAUUGAGGCACUCAUUUGGCCCGGUGACCAGACUGCCUCGCGUGUUUCCUAAUGAAGCGACAGUGAUGCGGUCAACGCAAAAUGGGAAACCUGUCGAAUAUGUUAUUCCUCCCGGUUUCGUUGUCUCUAUGACCUCAAUUUACAUUCAUAUGAACGAAAGGCUAUUCCCCAAUCCCCACGCAUUUAUGCCUGAGAGGUGGCUGGAUGAUCAAGGCAGGCGGAGAAGAGAUAUGGAAAAGUAUAUCUUAACUUUUUCUAGGGGCACGAGGAAUUGUCUCGGGAUGAAUUUGGCAUACGCCGAGUUGUACAUGUGUCUCGCCGCUAUUGUCCUACAUAUUGGCGAUCAAAUGGAGUUAUUUGAGACAGACUUGCGAGAUGUAACUCCUGAGUACGAGACAUUUGCAAUGAGACCAUACAAAGGAAGCCAGGGAAUCCGAGUAGUAAUAGACUAA